Molecule: messenger RNA, 1356 nt
Organism: Cylas formicarius (sweet potato weevil)
Lineage: Eukaryota; Metazoa; Arthropoda; Insecta; Coleoptera; Brentidae
Product: NIF3-like protein 1
Exons: 2
Coding region: 417-1349 (310 amino acids)
Cellular component (GO): cytoplasm; mitochondrion
Source: RefSeq, a predicted model, not a curated record
GCGAUUUAACCUCCGUUCGCUCCCGACAGAAUCCCUUGUAUUCGUCCUCAAAAGUUUGAUAUCGGUUUCCACUGUGUGGACUUAGUGUUUUUAGUGUUCAGUGCAUGUUUUAAAGUGAUAAUCGUCGUCGGCCCCGUCGUUUUUCCCUGUUCACGCCGGUAUGGAGGCCGGAUGGGCCCGGAUGGUGGGCGGUGGAAGCAGGGGGAAGCCGAUUUUUUUUGGUAUCGGUCAGAAUCAUUUUUUGUUAGCUGAGCAAAUCAUUGGUUAUUUUUCUUCUUUGUACGUGGUGGUCAUUGACCAGAAGCGAAAAUCCUCGACGGAAGUCGGCAAUGGGCGAAUGAUCCUAGCUGUCUAGCCCAACAUUUUUUUUGUUAGACGCAUAAUUGAAUUGAAUUUGAAUUAUAUGAGGUUAUGUUAUGAGACAAGUAAUGAAUAUUUUUCUUAACAUUGGCAGAAAUCCUUUACACUUUUUACGUUCUCCUGUUGAUAUAUAUGUAAGUAUUGCUAAAAAGAAGAGCGUCCAUACAAAUCACUGUCUUUAUCAAAUACCGCAAAAAAUGGGAAUAAGCCUGCAAGAUUUAGUUAAAAGGCUACAGUGCCUGGCCCCACUAAACCUUGCGGAAUCUUGGGACAACGUCGGCUUGUUAGUGGAACCACAUAGUGAUAAGACCAUUGAUUCCGUUCUGUUAACGAUAGAUUUAACGGAAGAUGUUGUGAAUGAAGCUAUUAACGUAGGUGCCCAAUUGAUAAUUUCUUAUCACCCAAAUAUAUUUAAACCUCUGAAAAGUGUUACUCAAAGCGCUUGGAAGGAACGUAUCAUUAUUCAAUGCAUAAAAAAUGGAAUAGCCAUAUUCAGUCCCCACACAACUUGGGAUGCUAUGGAAAAUGGUGUGAAUGACUGGUUAGCUUCCGUAUUUGAACCAGCAACAACCAAACCUAUUUUACCAAACACGGAAAACUCAAAUGUUGGAAUGGGACGGUAUGUUACAUUAAACCCUGGCUCAUCACUAAAAAAACUGAUCAAAGAUAUUAAAACCAAGAUUGGUGUCUCAUUUUUGAGAAUUGGUUUGGGCAAAGGCAAAAACUUUGAUGACACUAUUCAAACUGUAGCUGUUUGUGCUGGGUCAGGAGCAUCUGUUUUAAAUGGUGUCAAAGCGGAUUUGUAUUUGACAGGUGAAAUGCUGCAUCAUGAUGUACUAGAUGCCACUCAGAAUGGCAUUAGUGUCAUUCUAUGUAAUCACAGUGACUCAGAAAGGGGUUUCUUGAAAACAGUGAAAAAUAUUUUGUCUGAUCAAGUUUUAACAGUGUCUGUGUCAAGUGUGGAUAAAGAUUGCCUAACAACAGUAUAAGCAUGAC